Penicillium canariense is the source of this 1077-nucleotide messenger RNA. Its product is annotated as putative mitochondrial carrier protein. Gene Ontology annotation, cellular component: mitochondrial inner membrane. Lineage: Eukaryota; Fungi; Ascomycota; Eurotiomycetes; Eurotiales; Aspergillaceae. Bases 1 to 1077 code for a protein of 358 amino acids. The transcript has 3 exons. The record is from RefSeq and is a predicted model, not a curated record. Gene Ontology annotation, molecular function: S-adenosyl-L-methionine transmembrane transporter activity.
AUGUACAAUACUCAUUCAGACAUUUGGUUUGCCGGUGCAUUUGCUGCAGUCGUCGUUGACUUUAUUGUCUAUCCAGUAGACACGCUCAAGACUCGCAUCCAGUCACCGAACUAUGAGACCGUGUUCAAGAACGCGCGCACAGGCGCAGUGAGACGGGAUGUGCUCUUCCGCGGACUGUACCAGGGUGUUUGGAGCGUUGUAUUCUCGACAAUUCCAUCAUCAGGAGCAUUCUUCACCACGUAUGAGGCCAUUAAAUGCGCUCUGCAUGAUUCAUCGACCAGGAGGAACGCCACAGGCAGCAAGUCAGAGUAUUCCACACAGAGCUCCAGAACUGGCCUUCAACUCCCAUUCACACACUCGCUUCCAAGUCCCGUUAUCAACGCGAUUGCAUCUUCGACUGGUGAAGCGGUCUCAUGCUUCAUGCUCACACCAGCAGAGGUAAUCAAGCAAAAUGCGCAGAUGUUUAACAGUGUCGAAGGGGAAUCGAGGGCAAAGGCUGGUAACGCCACUGCCAUGCGCCAUGUUCUGUCACGGUUCAAAGGCCACCCGUGGAAACUCUGGAAUGGGUAUUUUGCAUUGCUGGGCCGGAACCUCCCGUUCACAGGUCUUCAGUUCCCGAUGUUUGAGUACGUGCGGUCACAUGUCAUUGACUGGUAUAGGCGACGCAAAGCUGUCGGCCAUCCGCCUGGCGGCAGGGGGCAGCCCUCUGCUCAGAGAGAGCAGCUUAUUGAGCGAGCUGGGUUGACUGGUAUUUCGGCCUCGGUGUCGGGGUCUAUAGCUUCGGUGGUUACCACGCCGAUAGAUGUGAUCAAGACCCGCGUCAUGCUGUCUGCGGGCGAUGGCGCACCACCUGGCGCCAGGAGGGGCAGGGGCACCUGGGCUACUGGGAAGCAGAUCUUCCAGACAGAGGGUAUUCGCGGUUUGUUCAAGGGAGGCGCAAUCCGCAGUGCUUGGACGGCUGUAUCUUUGAGCCUGUAUUUGAGUUUGUAUGAAGGCGGCCGGUUCUUUCUGGAGAAUCGGCGUCGCAGACUGGAAGGAGUUAGCGAAGAGUCUUCGAAGGGAGAGACAGCAAUCUAG